Messenger RNA from Hypomesus transpacificus, 2605 nucleotides. RefSeq names its product leucine-rich repeat-containing protein 10B. Lineage: Eukaryota; Metazoa; Chordata; Actinopteri; Osmeriformes; Osmeridae. Gene Ontology annotation, molecular function: protein binding. The transcript has a single exon. Bases 1051 to 2259 code for a protein of 402 amino acids. The record is from RefSeq and is a predicted model, not a curated record.
AACAUUGUAGCCUACGCAAAUGUACGACCGCGAAGAGGUGAAACCUCUCGUUUGCCCAUCAGCGAAGAGUGGACAGUGACGGACAGUUUACCGGAAAAUGAAAACGACUUACUUGAGAGAGCAGAGACUAUAGGAAACCGAGAAAUAAAUAUUAUCAACUGAACGAGAUAGUGCGUAACAGCGUCACCAGAGCGCCACUACUGCCUACGCUACAAAAGUGGACUUCUCUUUACUGUUUCACUUUGCCGCUGGCCAGGUCACUGAGCUGCGUAGCCUGCGCGCCGUCCUCGACAGACACAGAGGAGAACUGUCAGCUGGAUGCGCAGAACAUCCGUCGCCUUUUUGGUUAGAUCGUCUUGAGCCUACGGAACAGGUGACACAGUGGCGUGGAAAAACUACAUCGGAAAAACUAAACUACAUUUUGGGUCUGCUACAGUCUUCUGUUUUGUAAGGAUAACUGACAAACAUAUCCUAAAGUUGUAUCGGGUAAGAAACAAACGCGAGCCAGAUAAAAAUAGGAUGCGCGAAGUUCGAAGUUUUUAUCAGAGCUUCGGAAGCAUUACCUUCUGCCGGUGACAGUAGCGGAUGGCUUCCAGACACACAUCAACAGACCGUUUUUGAUAUCAAAAUCGAUCUCUAUUUUAUUUAUUCUUCUUCUUAUUACUACAACUACUAUUAUUAUUACUAUUACUACUACUAAUUAUCGACAUUACUUAAACUAUUACUCAGGUUGUCAUCAAUUCUAAUUGAGAUUGUCAUCAAUUUCCAAUGAACAUAUGGCAGUCAGAAGUAAAAUAAAAACAAAUGUGAAUUUAAAACAUUUUAAAUAGCUCAAAUGUGGGUGCUGAGAAGACUUGUUAUGGCUCCACGGCUGUUCUGAGAGUGAUAGGCACUCUGGAACCACCAUGCACUCCAGUGCCGUUAGUCCUGUGACAGGGUUUCUGCUCCAGAUCCAAGCCUGCCAACUCAGGGCUGAGCAGCCACAGGCACUGCCUCAUCACCUGACCCCAUCCUGACUCACCCUGGAGUGAGGAGCUGGCAGGUCACACCAUGGGGAACUCCUCCAGAAAGGAAGAGGAGGAGGAAGAGAAGGAGGAGACGGACGGCGAGACAGUCCACAUAACCGAGAGGAAGAAGAAGAAGAAGGAGGAGGAAGAGGAGGAGGUGGAGCUGCCCCUUGGAGUGGAGGAGUUGUUGACCAGUGGAGACCCUGUGUUGGACCUGAGCUACCGUAAAUUCCGUCGCUUACCCUUACGUGUGUGUGGACUAGAGCACCUGGAGAAACUGUAUGUCUGCGGCAACAGGCUUCGCACUUUACCCGACAGCAUUACCCAGCUGAAGGGUUUGAGGAUCCUAGCCCUGGACUUCAACAAGAUGGAGGAUGUGCCGCUGGCUGUCUGUCAGCUGAGUAACCUCACACGCCUCUACCUGGGCAGCAACCGGCUGAUCAGCCUCCCCCCAGAGUUGCGCAACCUCCAGAGGUUACGCUGCUUGUGGAUGGAGAGCAACUACUUCCAGCGCUUCCCUCGCCAGCUUUUUGACCUGCCCCAUCUCCGCUCUCUUCAGAUGGGGGACAAUCGGUUACGUACGCUACCUUCAGACCUGUGGCGCAUGGAGGCUUUAAGGGGGUUAUGGCUGUAUGGGAACCGCUUUGACGAAUUCCCCCGAGUUCUGCUGCGCAUGGAGGGCCUGGAGAUAUUAGACUUGGAUAAGAAUAAGAUCACAGAGUUCCCCAGCUUGAAGCGCCUCCCUGCCCUUCGCCUGUUCUCCUACGACCACAACCCAGUGGAGGGCCCUCCCAGGGUGCGCGAGGAGGUGGUCCUGGUAGGGGAGGGGGCGGAAGAGGCCAUGCAGGACCGGGAAUACUGGAAGGAACAGGCGCUAGCUGAAGCAAAAGAGGCGGAGGAGCUGGCCUUGGCAGGGGAGGAGGAGCCAGUGAUUCAUGGCAUCCUGAAGAAUAGCUGCUCGGCCCCUAGUCGUACUGCUGAUGACUUACUGGUAGCGGUUGGACGAGAGGAAGAAGGGGACUCGGAGAGGAAGGACGACGAAGGGGAUUUUGAAAAGCCGUCAACGGACUACGACGGCAAUGAACUCGAAUAUGACGAGGAUGGCUUGGAAUAUGAAAGGGAGGAGCUCAUAUACGAGGGGGAGGGCUUUGAAUUUGAAGGAGGAGGGCUGGAAUAUGAAAGAGGUGAGAUGGACUAUGAGUAUGAGUAUGAGGAGGAGCUACAACAUCGAGAGAGGCGGGUGCAGCAGUGACUCCUCCCCUCCAAAACCUUUCACCCCUAUAUGAUCUACCCCUCCUCCCAGAGAACAGAGUAUACAGGAACAGUAAUUAUCAAAUGAGACUGUUGGUUUGGGGUACGCAAUUGCAAUACACUAUCUAGAAAAAAUAUUUUAGAGCCAGAAUGGGUGCAUGAAAACUGGGAUUACUAAUUUAUUUGACAUCUUUAACUGAUCUGUGAAGAAUUUUCUUAACUGGACAUCUUUGCCAUUUCAAUCAGAUGCAAACUGGCAUGUCAGAUCCAGUUUCAGAUGACUCUGUAGGUGUGUGUGACUGUGUCUGUGUGUGUGACUGCAUGUGUGUGACUGUGUGUGUGUGACU